Lactuca saligna is the source of this 1064-nucleotide messenger RNA. The record is from the annotation of a GenBank genome assembly. Lineage: Eukaryota; Viridiplantae; Streptophyta; Magnoliopsida; Asterales; Asteraceae.
CAAAAAUAACUAUAGUGACAUUUUAAAAGAAAAUAUUAGUACAUAGUACCAUUUUGUAGUACAACUCCAUCAACAGUCAACCAAACUAUCCUCGCCUUAUUACAACAAGCUCUGCUCUGCUGCACAAGGAUGGUAAUGGCGACUUCUCAUCUCACCUCAGCAUUUUCUGGAUUCUCUCCGAGCUUACAAUGCCCACACAGGCAGAGGCGGUGUAACAGGAAAUCUGUUCAUCAGAAGAUAUCAGCCAGCGUUGAUCUGAAGCCUCCUCCUUAUGCACUGGAUGCCCUUGAGCCACAUAUGAGCAAACAGACAUUCGAGUAUCAUUGGGGAAAGCACCACAGAGCUUACGUCAACAACCUAAACAAGCAAAUUGAAGGAACUGAACUCGAUAAAAUGACACUGGAAACCAUAAUUUUGUCUUCAUACAACAAAGGUGAUAUUCUUCCGACCUUCAACAAUGCUGCACAGAUAUGGAACCAUGAGUUUUUCUGGGAGUCCAUGAAACCUAAUGGUGGUGGAAAGCCAUCUGGAGAAGUUUUGGAAUUGAUAAACAGAGAUUUUGGAUCGUUUGAAGGCGUAAUCAGUGAGUUGAAAUCAGCUGCCACUACUCAGUUCGGUUCUGGUUGGGCUUGGCUUGUAUACAAAGAGGAUGACAAGAAACUUGCUGUCGUGAAUAGCCCAAAUGCAAUUAAUCCUCUUGUUUUGGACUACCAUCCUCUUCUCACCAUUGAUGUUUGGGAGCAUGCAUACUACCUCGAUUUUCAGAACCGUAGGCCUGAUUAUAUAUCGGUGUUCCUGGAUAAGCUUGUUUCAUGGGAAGCAGUGAGUUUGAGACUUGAAGCAGCCAAGAUUUUGGUGGCAGGGAAGGAAAAUAAAUGAUAUUUGUAUCUGUAUCGUUAUUUAAAUAACUUGUGUCGAAAUAAUUGCUUUAUGAUGUAUGGUAUGAUAUUUAUUGAGGAUUACAAAGAAAGUUUGAAAAAAGUUAUCAAAUCAAAGGGGAUGCAGCCUAGCUAUUUCUUAUUUAGUAAUAAACUAUUAGAAAAUUAAAACUAUUUUUACCGAAG